AUGCUCAGAAUUGCAAAAGGCACGCAGGAGACAACUGAGAAAAUUGAAGCUAUCGUCAACACACUAAAAGCGAGUAUUGGAAAAGAACACGGAUACGGUGUCACAGAACAGGAAAGAGAAGGACAAGCUGCUGACGUUGCUAGCUUAGAUGCUUCGAACGAGCAGUGA
Molecule: messenger RNA, 168 nt
Organism: Parastagonospora nodorum SN15
Lineage: Eukaryota; Fungi; Ascomycota; Dothideomycetes; Pleosporales; Phaeosphaeriaceae
Exons: 2
Coding region: 1-168 (55 amino acids)
Source: RefSeq, a predicted model, not a curated record